Apodemus sylvaticus (European woodmouse) is the source of this 1713-nucleotide messenger RNA. It is a transcript of the gene Faap24, whose product is annotated as FA core complex associated protein 24. Gene Ontology annotation, cellular component: Fanconi anaemia nuclear complex. Gene Ontology annotation, biological process: interstrand cross-link repair. The transcript has 4 exons. The record is from RefSeq and is a predicted model, not a curated record. Gene Ontology annotation, molecular function: chromatin binding. NCBI's taxonomy places the organism in Eukaryota, Metazoa, Chordata, Mammalia, Rodentia, Muridae. The coding region runs from base 485 to 1150 and encodes 221 amino acids.
GCUAUGAGAACCCGGAAGUGACAGGGCUUCAGGUGAGGGUUACAGAGUUUCUAGACCCAGGCGCAUUGAGCUUCCCUGCCUUUGUAGUCCUGCACAGGGACCGAAUAGAGGAGCCACCCUAAGCGUCCUGUUAGGACACCAGCGCUAAGGGAGGUGCUUACAAAGAGGGAAGGAGUCACUAAAACAGAAAUCUCCUGGUUUUAGCACGGAGUGGUAGGGCCCAGCUGUCAUUUUAACACUUGGGCGGCUGAGUUCAAGUCUAGUUCGAGCUAGUAGUUAACUAUCAGUACAGAGCCAAGCUUGAUGAUAAGAUCCAGUCUUAUUUUGAAAAUGAAUAAAUAAAUUUCUUGAAUUCAGACUCAGUAGUUAAUUGCCUGAAAAGCCACUCUACAGAUCCUGCCAAAAGAGGUCCGGAUCAGCUUCGUGUGCAACAGCGCCUGCUCUAGUGAGACCUUGCAUUUUCCUCAUUAGACCAAAACCACGGAUGGAAAGGAACGCCCCUGGUGGUACAGGUCCGGUCUACGUGCCACUGGGGCAUAUUGUGGCUAAUGAAAAAUGGCGCGGGUCCCAACUGGCUCAGGAGAUGCAAGGAAAAGUAAGACUCAUUUUUGAGGAGGGUCUGGCAUCAGCAGAUUUUUAUCUGUCUAGCAAAUCUUGCAUUCUCUAUAUCACUGAAGCAGAUUUGGUAGCCGGACAUGGCUACAGAAAGAGACUUGCUCGAUUUAGAAAUUCUGCACAUCUUCAAGGGAUUAUAAUUGUUGAAAAAACCCAUUUAAGUGAACAGUACUUCCCGGCAGUCCAGAAGUUUACCGUGCUAGACCUUGGGAUGGUGCUGCUUCCAGUGGCCAGCCAGUCAGAAGCAUCCUGCCUCAUUACCCAGUUGGUUCUAGAACAAACCAGAGAGCCCAGCAAGAACCCUUUCCUCAGGAAGAAGCACUCCAUGCUCUCUGAGUUCUCUCUUGUUCAAACUGUGCAGCAGAUCCCAGGGGUUGGGAAGGUCAAGGCCCCCCUUCUGCUCCAGAAGUUUCCAAGCAUCCAGCAACUGAGUAACGCGUCCAUCCAAGAACUGGAGGAGGUCGUGGGACGCGCAGUCGCACAGCAAAUCCACACCUUCUUCACCCAGCCUAAGCGACAGCAGCCCGGCACCUGACUUUGCCUUCAGACUCCAAACUACAGCGUCUGGUUUUCAUAUUUAAAAAGGAAGAAAGAAAGUUCUCUCAGUGGCAACAGGCUAAAGACAAGGAGAGGACCUAUGACGCUCACAGGUCACCCGACCUCGUUGUCUGUCCAGGCAGCAACCUGGUGGGCCUUGGGGGUCUCGGGUGGCCCUGGCCACUUUCUGCUAAGAUGAAGAGGAUCCCACAGGCGUCCUCCAGAGACUCAUUUUCAGCAGCCGCCAGCUGGAGCAGAUUUGUACAAGGUACUUUGCCCUGCCUCUGUCCCUGAGAGGUCCUGUGAGGGUCCAGGUGGCGGAUGUCAGGGCUUAGAGCUACGUAGGGAGUGCCCCUGUUCCCAAUUGUCAGGGCUACGGCUCAGGUCUUCUCCGCACACAUCGGGCACCUGUGCUAUGGAGUUUCUGCCAGGGCCAACAAACGCCUUUCCCUCCCUCAUAACCCCUUCCUCCCUUCUCAACACAAUAAAAUGAUUUUGUGCUAUGGAUGAUAUGGAAGAAAUAAUUCAGAUGAAAUAAAAGCAAAAAACUCAAACAAUGAA